Molecule: messenger RNA, 899 nt
Organism: Arabidopsis arenosa
Lineage: Eukaryota; Viridiplantae; Streptophyta; Magnoliopsida; Brassicales; Brassicaceae
Source: the annotation of a GenBank genome assembly
AUUUCAAAAACUCUCGGAGGUUCGUCGAUGGCGACGGCGGGAUCAAGCUACAGUGUCUCAACAGAUCAUCAAGUUCCGUCAUCUCUCGUGAAUCUAGGAAAUGGUGCUGGUGUUUGUAUAAUGAGCAAUGCAUGGAAAGAUGAACAAGAACCUUCACUUAUCAGUUUCAUUUCUGCGUUUCUUAGCGCAAACUCUUUCCGGCUAAACUUUGUCUCAAUACCCCCUGAUCUGAUCUUCAAUUGUGGAGGUGUUUCUAUUGCUUUUGUUUUUGUUACAAAAUGGGAUUGUUCCACUGUUGCUUCCAUCUUCAGCAGAGUAAAGAGGCUGAGAGGGCAAUUUGCGCAACUUUAUGUUGUUGUCACACUUUCAACUAAAGAGCAGAGUGAUUCUUUCAUGCGAUCUUACUUCCAAUAUGAGAUGGAGUUUGGGAAACCUGCGUUUGUACAAGUCACUGAUGCUGAGAUGGGAUUUGAGAAGAUUGUUAAGAUUGCUCACUCUCGUGGAGUAUGCAAGCAACAGAAGGUGGCAUCUAAGCUCAAGGUUGAGUUAUACCAAGCUAUUGGUUCAAUCGAAGCAAUCGCUAAAGCAUCCAAAGAAGACAUUUUAGCAAACACAGAUCUCUCUUCUGAAAAGGCUGAGACACUCACCAGGUUUUUCCAAGAUCCUGAGUUCUACCUCAGUCCCAAAUUCAACUGAUGACUGCAGGCCAGAAACAGUUGUAAGAUCACAAGUCUUUGGCUGCAUGUAAACUCCAUAACGUCUUAAAACUUAUCCAUCUUAUUCUUGGCCGCAACAGUUUAUAAAGCUACCACUCAAAGACUUUUCCUAGUCCUUUGCUAUGGCUACAAUACAUACACCUAUAGGAGCCAGUACCGGGUAAGUAAAAUGACUCAUUUUUU